AAAGUUCCGAGUCAUCCAUAUUUUCGGAAUUGUCAUGGUUGGUUGCUUGGUUAGAAGUUUUUUUAGCGACCCCAGUAGUCUUGGACGAUCUUUGCUCCCCACCUGAUAAUAGUACAUUCAUGAGUGCUACAUUGCCAUCAGGGUCCACGUCCAUUGGGUCAGAUG
Messenger RNA from Funneliformis caledonium, 165 nucleotides. Lineage: Eukaryota; Fungi; Glomeromycota; Glomeromycetes; Glomerales; Glomeraceae. The record is from the annotation of a GenBank genome assembly.